AUUUUAUAUUUACUACCCGUGAGUAGUAUACUAUGCGAAACGGGUUCGGACGCUUGGCUACGCUACCCACCGGUGCCAACAACUCACCGACAUCUUUACGCCAACUUACCGGACACUGCGGUCACUCUCACUGAUAGCCCAGUCAUCACAUCCAGCGUACAGGAGCUGACCACUGGCCUCAAGGGUCUACUGGACAUAGACCUCCAGCGCCGGACAUCCGUACCCACAGACCAGACAUCUAUAAUAAUAGCGCCGAUCGAUGCUCUCAAGGGUGUGGUAGAGGACAGGGAUCUGCCCCGAGGGCUGACCACCGCCGACGGCUAUCACAUCGGAUACGCCACUGUCAACAACACGCGACACGUGUUGAUUACCGGGCGAUCGGCGGCCGGUGCUCUAUACGGCACAUUCGCGUUGCUCCGACACAUAACUCUGUAUAAGCCUAUUGAGCAGCCGGUGUUGAACGAGACCAGCAAUCCGUACCAACCCGUCCGGUACGCCAACCAAUGGGACAACUUGUCGGGCAGUAUAGAGCGCGGAUACGGCGGUAAAUCCAUUUACUUUGCCAAUGACAACGUGGUCGACGACCUGAGCCGCGCCGAGCGAUACGCCCGACUGUUGGCCUCCGUGGGUGUCAACGGCUGUGCCGUCAAUAACGUCAACGUAAACGUGCGGAUAAUAAAGUCCGACUUUUUGCCACAACUUCAACACCUGUCCCGUGUGUUCAGCAAAUGGGCGGUACGGGUGCUGUUGUCCGUCGAUUUUGCCAGCCCUGAGUCUGUGGGCGGUCUCAAGACGUACGACCCGUUGGACAGUCGUGUGAUUGAGUUUUGGCAAAAUAAAACCGACGAGAUUUACCGUUAUGUUCCCGAUUUGGCCGGUUAUGUGCUGAAGGCCGACGCCGAGGGCCGGCCCGGACCCUCCAAAUAUAACAGGACAGCGGCACAGGCGGGCAACGCGUUGGGUCGGGCACUGGCACCGCACGGGGGGCUACUCUUCUACCGGGGCUUUGUCUACGGCUAUCCCAUCGACUGGAAGAACCUGACGGCCGACCGGGCGGUGGCCGCGUAUCGCAACUUCGCCGCACUGGACGGCAAGUUUGACGACAACGUCAUCGUUCAGAUCAAAUACGGACCGCUGGACUUUCACGUCCGCGAGGCUAUCAGUCCCCUAUUGGGUGCUCUCCGGCGCACAAACGUGGCCCUAGAGGUAGAGGUGACGCAAGAGUAUACCGGCCAACAGCGCCAUACGGUAUGGUUGGCCGCGAUGUGGAAAUGGGUGCUCGACUUUGACCUCCGUCCGGACGGCCAGUCGGCACCUGUCAAGCGGUUAGUGUCCGGCCGGCACUUUGACCGACCGGUGGGCGGACUCGUCGGUGUAGUCAACGUUGGCCGCGAUGUCAAUUGGAUGGGCAAUCAUAUGGCGAUGGCUAACGUGUGGGCGUUGGGCCGACUGGCGUGGAAUCCGGACGAGUCGUUGCACUCCAUGGCCGAUGUCUGGACGCGCCUGACGUUUGGCCACAACCAGCGAGUGGUGGACACUGUUGUCGGUAUACAGACCCAGUCGUACGGGGCGUAUGAGAACUAUACGGGACCGUUAGGUGCGGGCAGUUUUACCGAUGUGCCCGACAGUAAGUACGGGCCCAACAUCAUGAGCACUGAGGGCAGUCACGCCGGUUGGGGUCAGUUUCAUAGGGCCGACCAUCAGGGUAUUGGUGUCGAUCGGACAGUGGCCGGCCUUCAGGGCAAAUACGGCUCGGGUUUUAUCGGCGAAUAUAGCGCUGAUUUGCAGCCCAUGUAUGAGUCGGUGGAUAGUUGUCCCGAUAAUCUGCUCCUGUUUAUGCAUCACGUGAACUACACUCAUGUCCUACACUCAGGCAAAACAGUAAUACAGCACAUAUACGACAGCCAUUACUCCGGCGCCCAAACGGCGCAACAAUUUUACCGCAAUUGGCUGUCAUUGAAAGGACUGGUAGACGAGCGCCGGUACGAAGAGAUCGCACGACAACUACACUACCAGAGCGGCCACUCUGUGGUCUGGAGGGACGCCAUAUGUCAGUGGUUUAGCAAAACGUCGGGCAUAGAUGACAACCAGCAUCGGGUCGGCCACUACUCGGGCCGUAUUGAGGCCGAGACCAUGCGUUUGACGGGUUAUGUGAAUAUAACGGUCAACCCCUGGGAGACAGCGUCGGGUGCGCUGGCGGUUGAGUGUAAGGCCAGUGGGUGUAGGGCUCAGACCGAGUGGACAGGUGUUGCCGGUGUGUAUGAUAUAGCCGUACAGUAUUACGACGAAAAUGAUGGUCAAUCAGCUUUCAAGCUAUACGUGGGUCAGCGGGUUGUGAGUGAAUGGGUGGCCAACACUAGUCUACCCAACGGUAGACCCUGUGGUGACACCAGUACUCGGUUUACAGCACCGGGAGUUGAGCUGAAAGCCGGUGAUGUGGUGGCCGUCGAGACGGUUCCCAACGGCAAAGAAAACGCUGUUUUAGAUUAUAUCGAGAUUUUAAGACCAAAUUAA
Medioppia subpectinata is the source of this 2514-nucleotide messenger RNA. NCBI's taxonomy places the organism in Eukaryota, Metazoa, Arthropoda, Arachnida, Sarcoptiformes, Oppiidae. The record is from the annotation of a GenBank genome assembly.